Molecule: messenger RNA, 1692 nt
Organism: Haliotis rubra (blacklip abalone)
Lineage: Eukaryota; Metazoa; Mollusca; Gastropoda; Lepetellida; Haliotidae
Exons: 4
Coding region: 21-1637 (538 amino acids)
Source: RefSeq, a predicted model, not a curated record
GAACACAUCAAACACACACAAUGCCUGGUUUGUUCUUCCCAGUCAUUCUUAUCCUAAUCCAUUGUUCAGGGGGAGUUCAGCCUUUAUCAGACUACGAAUACCAAGGAGAAGACUUCAUGGUUGUAUUUUUUGCCGAAUUCAACCAACCCUCAAAUCCCGAUAAAUUCAACUUUCUGUAUAUACAUUCCGAAAAAGAAGGAACCUGUGUGAUCGAUUACAAAGUCAGUCGUUACACAAGCGCGCGCAUUAAACAACACGAGAUUCUACAUCCGGGUAGGACGAUCAGGGCUGCUUUACCGGAAGUAGUUCAAGAAUCUCUUCACAGUCAGAUUACCCCUAAAGGCGUCCACGUACACUGUACAGUUCCGGUAAUACUGUACACAUUAAGCAGGAAGCAGGGUACGUCCAAUGUGUACCAUGGUAUUCCGUACAAAUCUUUGGGAAGAGAUUACCUCAUACCCGGUGCUUUAAACAACGCACUGCUGUCUGCGGCGGGCGUUGAUGAGAACACCGUUAUCAAUGUACACAUUAAGACGAAAUGUGUAUAUACCUAUAGCAAUACGACGGUGAAGGACGGGAGCAGCUUCACGGUCACUCUUGACAAAGAGGAUGUGUUUCAACUCAGCAGAGAGUACGUUGAUUAUUUUGGUGAUCAGCAGUGCGACUUAGCCGGAUCUUAUCUCACAGGGAACAAACCUUUCGCUGUGUUUGCGGGAGCGUCGUGUUUGUUUCUGGCUAACGCAACUACCGGAAACGGGUGCGACCAGGGGGUGAUCCAAGUGCCUCCUCCUUCCCUGUGGGGCAAGGAUUACCUAGUGGCGGACAUGGCGGGGCAGACAAAUGGGUACAGAUUGCGAAUUGUGGCCAGUGACGAUAACACUAAAACAAGCAUCCACGAAUACGACUACGGCUCUUUUGCGACAUCACGUGAUGUCCAUUUCGCGUUGAAUAAAGGCGACGUCCACACGGCAAUGUACAAAAGGAACACCUACCUUGUGAUUGAAAACACCAAGCCAGUGUUCAUCCUGCAGUAUCUGACUGCUGAUCCAAUGACGGUGAUCGUGACGCCUAUCGACAGAUUCCCAACAAUCGACGCUAACACGUCUCAUUACAUAUUUGACACAAUGGAAGCUAACAAAAAUGGGUCUGAAGAAAUGUACGUCUCUCUCAUCGUUGGCACCAACAACACCGACGGCGUGAGGCUGGACGGGAAACCUGUUGCAGUUUCGUGGGAAGACGUGCCUCUGCUAGGGUUCUCAGUGGGUCAUCUGAACAUAUCUUAUGGGUCCCACCUUCUCAACAGCAUGACGCCCCACACCCCCGGGGCAGUGCAGGUAUACGGUAUGUCCAGAUGCCUCGGGGAGGCCUGGGGGUACUCAGCCAUCUCCUCCUGUUCCGAACAUUGCGAGGAUCUGUCAACAGAUGUGGGCCAUUUGUUUGGAGAGGCAGCACUUGGAUUCUAUGUUAAUCAGAUUUUCAAUGUUGUGGGCUCGGAUGCAUCAGCUUCCCAGUGUUUAGGGACGUGUGACUCGCUGAUGAAGACUACACUGACUAAGUCCAUCUGCCCUAAAAUAUGUCCAUCAUUUACUUUCUAUAUCCGAAAAUACAUCUACAAGUCACCAUCACUAGCAAACUGAGAAAUCCUUGUACCAGACAGCAUUUACUAAUACAAAAAUCCGUAUGUAGCUUUAA